GUUAAAUCGAAAGUGCAGCUGUGAAUUUACAACUGCGUUCAACCACUUGUCUCUCUAUCGAAUCAUCGAAUGGAGCUAUCAAAUUAACCGGUGGGGUUCUCCAUCGGACCAUGGCAGUUACUAAAGCUUCUAAAGACCAGAAAUACGAUAGACAAUUGAGAUUGUGGGGUGACCAUGGCCAAGAAGAACUUGAAAAUGCACACGUAUGCCUGAUCAAUUCCACAGCAUCUGGGACUGAAAUACUCAAGAACCUUGUGCUUCCAGGCAUUGGAGCGUUCACUAUUGUCGAUGGACACAAAGUCUCAGGGGAAGACGUCGGAAAUAACUUUUUUCUGAGCAACAACAGCAUAGGAAGGAACCGAGCCCAGGCUGCCACAGAGCUGCUACAGGAGCUGAACACUGAUGUAUCUGGCAACUUUGUGGAGGAGAGCCCUGAAAAGCUCUUGGACAACAACCCAGAGUUCUUCCACAGAUUUACCCUGGUGAUUGGUGUCCAGCUGCCAGAAAGUACGUGUUUGAGACUGGGGUCAGUGUUGUGGAAUGCAAACAUACCUUUCCUGGUGUGUAGAACGUAUGGCCUCAUCGGUUACAUGAGGCUAGUAGUGAAGGAGCACACAGUGAUUGAGUCUCAUCCAGACAAUGCCUUGGAGGACCUGAGGCUUGACCAACCUUUUGCAGAGCUCAAGAACCACAUCCAGUCCUACGACUUGGAGGGAAUGGGGAAGAAGGAUCACAGUCAUACACCAUGGAUCAUCAUUGUUGCCAAAUACCUAGAAAAGUGGUUCAGUGAGCACAAUUUUCAGUUCCCGAAGAACUACAAAGAGAAGGAGGCCUUCAAACAGCUUAUACGGCAAGGAAUCCUGAAGAGUGAGAAGGGAACUCCUGAGGAUGAGGAGAACUUUGAGGAGGCCAUCAAGAACGUCAACACAGCCCUUAACCCCACCAAGAUUUCAAGUGGCGUUGACGACAUAUUCAAUGGAGAGCAAUGCAAUAACAUUACAUCACAGACUCCAGCCUUCUGGGUGAUGACGCGAGCAGUGAGGGAGUUUGUGCACAACGACGGUGGCGGAAACCUACCUGUGCGUGGCUCCAUUCCAGACAUGAUUGCGGACUCAGAGAAAUUCAUCACCCUCCAGAAUAUUUAUAGAGAGAAGGCAAUGCAAGAUGCUUCUGUCGUGUCUAAGCAUGUGGAGUCUCUCCUGCAGUCUGUUGGAAAGCCCUCGGAGAGCAUAUCUGAGCAGGACAUCAAACAUAUUCUGUGAGUAUGUAAGAACGCUGCAUUCCUGAGGGUGGUACGCUGCAGGUCUCUGGCUGAAGAAUACAGUGUGGAGACGGUCAAUAAAGAUGCGAUCACCUCCUGCAUGGACAGUGCAGAUGGGGAGAUGGUGUUGUACCUAAUGUUGCGCUCUGUGGACCGUUUCUAUCAGCAGCAUUCCCGCUACCCAGGUGUCUACAAUUACCAAGUAGAAGAAGACAUUAGCAAGUUGAAGCUGUGUGUGAACAGCCUUCUGCAGGAGUACAGCCUGAACGUCAAUGUGAAAGAUGACUACAUCCACGAGUUCUGUCGCUAUGGUGCUUCUGAGCCACACACAGUGGCAUCCUUUUUGGGAGGAUCUGCUGCACAAGAGGCCAUCAAAAUCAUCACUCGUCAGUUUGUUCCCUUCAACAAUACACUCAUCUACAAUGCCAUGUCCCAGACAACUGCCACGUUUCAGCUGUAGAAAAAGCUAUUUUCCUCCUUAAUGACAUGCACUUAACCCCUCUGUAAAUUAUAUGAAUGGAAUGUUGCAGCGCAGUAGCAGUGAUAACUGAAAGUUUGUGUAGUUGGAACACUUUGUUCAUACUGUAUGUUUCCACCAAUUAUUUUUAUGUUGUGGCUGAAAGAAAGAGGAAGUUCUGAUGGACUGUUUCCGAUUACUUUUCAAUGUUUGUGUUCUGGCUGGUUUAUUCUCACACAUUAAGUGUUGUACCUAUUAGUACCUAUUAGUACAUUUGAAUCAUUUACCUGCCAAAUUCUAACCAUUCAAGAAAUGUCUCAGGGUUUGAAUUAUUUCCUCUGAAGAUAUCCUGUACUAAACAGAUGAGGAAGUUUGCGGUAAAUGCAUGUGGUGUACCUGUACAUUAGGUACCCAAGGAACUCUGAUUGUGCACCAACAUCUUGCGCCCUGAUGGGCAACAGUCUGGACAUGAUACUUUACAUGGCCAGCAGUAGGGGUCACAUUGUCCUGUCCAAAUCAAAAUGAGCUGACUAUCAUGUGAGCUUUAUGAUGAACAAGCAAAAUUGCCACCCUAAUUUGCCCAAAGUUGACUGAUUGGGCACAAUUCCCAAGACAUUGGCCUGAUGGUGAUAAACUCUGUGGGAAAAAAAUGUGUUACCUUUUCCUGUUGACUGGUAGAAUAACCCCAACAUGACACAAGCGUCUCUAUAUGCAAAACAAUUUUUUUUAAAUCCUCUUCAGAGCUGUGUAAUAUGUUGUUUUGGUUCCUUCCCCAGUUCAGAUUAUAGAGCAUUGGUGGAGUGGUGUUUGUCACAAAAUGCAGUGUGUUUUCUGUGGUGAGCAGGCACUCUGCUGACUACACACUUGGAGCAGAAACUCAUCAUAAAGAUUUCUUGGGAGUAUGGCUGUUUCCUCCCCCCAAUUAAUAAAAAAUGCUCUGUA
Molecule: messenger RNA, 2660 nt
Organism: Oncorhynchus keta (chum salmon)
Lineage: Eukaryota; Metazoa; Chordata; Actinopteri; Salmoniformes; Salmonidae
Product: NEDD8-activating enzyme E1 regulatory subunit-like
Exons: 20
Biological process (GO): DNA damage response; protein neddylation; ubiquitin-dependent protein catabolic process
Cellular component (GO): cytoplasm; nucleus
Molecular function (GO): NEDD8 activating enzyme activity; ubiquitin activating enzyme activity
Source: RefSeq, a predicted model, not a curated record